GGCAGGACAAAGAAGGAAAAGGGCACGUGAAAAUCCUCCUGACCAUAUACAUUCACUAUCCAGCAAGCUUCAAGAGGCUUGGUGGCACCAUUGUCUGGAAGAGUGUUCUGGGAUCUUUGUCUUCCUCGGGUUCCUGAGCAACAUGCCUUGUUUCAAGCAGCCUACGCACUUCCAGAGUCUGAUACUUCUGCAAUGGCCCUUGAGCUACCUUGCCAUAUUUUGGAUCUUGCAGCCAUUAUUCAUUUCCUUGCUGUUUACAUCCUUGUGGCCACUGCCAGUGCUGUACUUUACCUGGUUUUUCCUGGACUGGAAGACUCCAGAGCAAGGUGGCAGGCGUUCAGCCUGGGUAAGGAGCUGGUGUGUCUGGACCCACAUCAGGGACUAUUUCCCCAUUAUGAUCCAGAAGACUAAAGACUUGUCGCCGGAGCACAACUAUCUCAUGGGGGUUCACCCUCAUGGUCUCUUGACCUUUGGAGCCUUCUGCAACUUCUGCACUGAAGCCACAGGCUUCUCAAAGGUCUUCCCAGGCAUCACUCCCCACCUGGCCACACUGUCCUGGUUCUUCAAGAUCCCCUUUGUCAGGGAGUACCUCAUGGCCAAAGGUGUGUGCUCCGUGAGUCAGCCAGCGAUCGACUACCUGCUAAGCCACGGCACUGGCAACCUCGUGGGCAUCGUGGUAGGAGGGGUGGGAGAGGCCCUUCAAAGUGUGCCCAACACCACCAACCUCAUCCUCCAGAAGCGCAAGGGGUUUGUGCGCACAGCCCUCCAGCAUGGGGCUCAUCUGGUCCCCACCUUCACAUUUGGAGAAACUGAGGUAUAUGAUCAGGUGCAAUUCCAUAAGGACAGCUGGAUGUACAAGUUCCAGAGCUGCUUCCGCAGAAUCUUUGGUUUCUAUUUCUGCAUCUUCUAUGGAAGAGGCUUCUACCCAGGCACCAGUGGGCUUCUGCCCUACUCGCUGCCUAUUGUCACUGUAGUUGGGGAGCCUUUGCUGGUGCCCAAAAUUGAAAAACCAAGCCAGGAAGUGGUGGACAAAUACCAUGCACUCUAUAUGGAUGCCCUGUGCAAACUCUUUGACCGGCACAAGACCCAGUAUGGCUGCUCAGAGACCCAAAAGCUGCUUUUCCUGUGACUGAAUGAGCUUGCAUGCCCAAAAAAAAAAAUGUGCCUUGGGGAGGAGACUCAUUUACUGCUAACUAAGAGGGGGAGAAAAGGAGAUAAGGGAAGGCUAUGUGUAGUAGGGGAGGACAUUAAGAAUUCUUUCCUUGUCAUAAAGCCCUCAUAGUUGCUGUCCCAGGGAGCUUCACUCAGUCAUUCCACAAAAGGGAGCAUCCUGAGGCCCCUCAGGCCCAGCCAUGGGCAUGCUAAGCACACACAUGCUUCCUUCCUAAGCCUAACCCCCAGGACUCGAAGGAUUCAAAUGACAGCCAAACAGCCCAAGUAGCCCCCACUCUGGUGGUGGUUGUUGUUAUUCGGUCAUAAUGCAUAUUUUAAUUGGGAUUUUUUUGCAUUCCAUAAGUUUAACCUGUUUAAAGCGUAAAAUUCAGUAGUACUUAGUAUAUUCACAGAGUUGUGCAACCACUACCACUAAUUUUAGAACAUUGUUCAGCACCCCAAAUAAGAAAGCCAAUACACAUUAGCGGUCAUUCCCCAUUCCUUCAUCUCUCCCAGCCACUAGCAAACACUAAUCAACUUUCCAUUUCUGUGGAUUUGCCAUUUUGGGACAUUUCAUAUAAUGGAAUCAGAGACUACAUGGGUUUUUUAGGACUGGCUUCUUUCUCUUAGCUUCAUGUUUUCAAGGCUCAUCCGUGUUGUGGCGUGUAUCCCUACUUCAUUCUUUUUAUGGCUGAAUAAUAUCCCAUUGCACAUAUACACAACAGUUGUCAUCCAGUCAACCAGUUGAUGGGCUUUUGGGUUGUUUCCACUUUUGGACUGCUAUGGAUGACACUGCUACAAGCAUUCAUGUACAGGUUUUUGUGUGGUAAUCCGGAGUCUCCAAAUAUAAAGGCUUCCCUCAUCUCCACAACACUAACAAGUGUUGCAAGCUAACAAGCAUACCUUUCAGAUAAAUCACGGGCAACUUACUCAGGAUUACUUUUCAGUUGGCAGAGGCAUUUCACUUAAGUCACUUUGUCCUCAGGAUAGUCUGCACCAUAACCCCAAGGGUUUUGCUACCAUCCCAAGUCUAUGAUGGGAAAUCCACUUUAUAUCUAUAUUUUAAAGUCUUACUAAGUCCUGCUUAAAAGUUUUUCUUAAAGCUGUAUUCUGAGAAUUUUAAAAGAAUAAAUAAAAACACAGCUGUCUCUUC
Lutra lutra (Eurasian river otter) is the source of this 2305-nucleotide messenger RNA. It is a transcript of the gene AWAT1, whose product is annotated as acyl-CoA wax alcohol acyltransferase 1. Gene Ontology annotation, molecular function: long-chain-alcohol O-fatty-acyltransferase activity. The coding region runs from base 143 to 1129 and encodes 328 amino acids. Lineage: Eukaryota; Metazoa; Chordata; Mammalia; Carnivora; Mustelidae. Gene Ontology annotation, cellular component: endoplasmic reticulum membrane. The record is from RefSeq and is a predicted model, not a curated record. Gene Ontology annotation, biological process: lipid metabolic process. The transcript is spliced from 7 exons.